AUGGAAUUUGAAGUCGAAAGUUGUGAUCUCAGUACAAAAGAUUAUAAAUUCAGUAGUGUACCUGUUUUAAGUAAAGAACUUUCCUACGACGACUUUUUCAGAACUUACAUGCAACCUAAUUUACCUUGCGUUAUCGAAAACGUGACGACGGAUUGGCAGGCGCACUUCAAGUGGUUGAACAACAACAAUAAACCCAAUUUAGACUAUUUACGCAGCCAGUAUGGUUCCUGUGACGUCACGGUGUACAACUGCAACGAAAAAUACUUCAACUCGCAGAAAACUGAGGCUUGUAAGUUGUCGCAUUUUUUCGAUUUGUGGGGCCAAGACAGUUCGAAGUUUAAAUACUUGAAAGACUGGCACCUGAAGAACACGUUCAAGAACGACGAUUUUUAUCAAGUUCCGGUUUAUUUUGCGUCGGACUGGUUGAAUGAGUUUUUGACUGAGAAUAAUGAAGAUGAUUAUCGGUUUGUUUACAUGGGGCAAGCUGGCACUUGGACUCCUUUCCACGCGGACGUUUUUAAUUCCUUCAGCUGGUCGGCCAAUGUUUGCGGCAAGAAAAGGUGGAUUUUGUUUCCUCCUGGUGAAGAAACUUUUUUUAAGGACUCACUCAACAAUUUAGCUUAUGAUAUUAGCGAUGUUUAUAAGACUAGGGAGCAUUUUGAGCUUGUACAGAACCCAGGGGAGGCGAUUUUUGUACCCUCUGGAUGGUACCACCAAGUCUGGAAUUUAGAAGACACUAUUUCUGUUAAUCAUAACUGGGUUAAUGGGUGCAACAUCAUGAAAAUGUGGCGAGCGAUUGAGGAGAAUCUGGCCAGUGUGAAGAAAGAGAUUGAAGAUUGUGAAGAUAUGGAUGGGUUUAAUAGUCACUGUCAAAUCAUGUUGAAAGCGUCAUUUGGGAUUGAUUUUUUCAGAUUUUAUGAAUUUCUUGAGUUUAUCGCCUUGAGAAGACUGUCACAAGUUGAGAACAAUAGGACGGAAAUUUUGUUCCAUGGUCACUCAUUGGGGGUUAAGCACGCCACCUUUGAUCUAGUUGCACUUAAGUCAGUUCUUGAAGAGUUCAUCCAACAUUGUGACGUUCCUAAAAUUUUUAAUUCAGACAUAUCUAAACCUGAAAAACUUUUACAAAAAAUCAGAGAUUCUGUUAAAGUUUAUUAA
Messenger RNA from Zophobas morio, 1155 nucleotides. RefSeq names its product 2-oxoglutarate and iron-dependent oxygenase JMJD4 (gene JMJD4). The record is from RefSeq and is a predicted model, not a curated record. The transcript is spliced from 2 exons. The coding region runs from base 1 to 1155 and encodes 384 amino acids. NCBI's taxonomy places the organism in Eukaryota, Metazoa, Arthropoda, Insecta, Coleoptera, Tenebrionidae. Gene Ontology annotation, molecular function: 2-oxoglutarate-dependent dioxygenase activity; sequence-specific DNA binding. Gene Ontology annotation, biological process: protein hydroxylation; positive regulation of translational termination. Gene Ontology annotation, cellular component: cytoplasm; nucleus.